Messenger RNA from Andrographis paniculata, 3625 nucleotides. RefSeq names its product protein EMBRYO SAC DEVELOPMENT ARREST 30. The transcript is spliced from 12 exons. The record is from RefSeq and is a predicted model, not a curated record. Gene Ontology annotation, cellular component: cytoplasm; Golgi apparatus; chloroplast. NCBI's taxonomy places the organism in Eukaryota, Viridiplantae, Streptophyta, Magnoliopsida, Lamiales, Acanthaceae. The coding region runs from base 1228 to 3225 and encodes 665 amino acids.
AAAUAAAAAAUAAAAUCACGAUUAAAACAAAUACACACAAUAAAAUGAAAAUUUACUAAUACUACAUGUUUAUUAAUUUAUGCAACAGAUACUCCUUUGUCAAAGAAGGCAACUUCACAACGAAAAUUAUGAUAUGUAAAAAAAAAAUGGAGGCUCAGAUCUGAAAAAGAAGCAAGGCACAGAAGAUGCAGCUCCGCCAUGGCUGCAGGCACCGACAGCACAGGAUCCGAAUCUGAUGUGCCGCCCGGGCCGCCACGCCAAGAUACGGACUGCGGAACUCCCUGCCGACUAGCUCAGAAAACAAAAGAGACCGAAACGAAGACAGAAAAUUUCAUCACAGCCUCCUUCCCGCAUCAAUACCGACACUACAAUUUUACGAAUACCUUCCUCAAACUCAAACCAAACAAACCCUUAGUUACUCGCAGCAGCACAGAGUUGCGGCAAUUGCCUGUAUAAAUGUAUGUGUGUGCGUAUGUACGUACGAUAACGCUUCUGCUUAAGCUGCGCUUUAAUCGAAAGGCUGUUGGCUUCUUCCCCGACGAAUCAUCGGCCAAGAGAAUAGGAGCAACCGCCUUCGAAGAAAACCCUAAUCUCGAAGCCUCAUCCAAUUCCACCUUUCGUUUUCUGAGCUAGCGAGAGAAUGAAAACGACGGAGGCGGUAUUAUAUAGUCCUCAGAAUUCCCGUUUUACCCAUAUAAGGAUCCGUUAUUAUUUUUGGGCGAUGUGCUGGAGAAUUAGGGGUACUAUAGUCAUUUUGGCCUCGGCCGACUAGCGGGUCAGUGGGACCGGAUUGGAUGGCCUGGAUUGGAUCCGGUUUUUGGUCCCGGGAGCUCGCAAGCAAGAGACGGGACCUGCGAUUCUGUUUUUGUUCCCUAAUGGGAAUCUAAGUCAAGGAGGCGACGGACACUGGGUAUCUGAAUUUUUUUUGGCGUCGAUCGGAUGGAAUAAUUGAGGAACGGUUUUGUGACGACUGCAGCGGAACUGAGAAUUUUUCUUUUUUGGUUUCUGUUGAAUCUGACUGAUGCGAAUGCCGUCAUUGGGCAUGGAUUGCGCUCGUUCGUCCUCGUAAAUCGGGUGUUACGACAGCUCAGUUGUGAUCUGUUGAUUAUAGGUUGUGUGGCUUUUUCUUGCUGUAUAUGGAGGUCUUUCAUUGAUUUUGAGGUUAUGUACUCAUGCUGUUAUCUGCCUCCUUCCAUCGAUUGAUAGGGUAGGGGACUGGUAAACAAUAUGGCUUGGUCUGAAAGGAUAAGAAUGAAGUCGAAAAUAAAAUGGGCUGCACUUGGAGGACUAGUGUUGUCAUUUGCUUCCAUUGCUGUGCAUAUGUUUCUUGCGAAGUCGAGUGCAGGACUUGUGCAGUACAUGGCAGUCACGGCUUUUUCUGAUGAUUUAAAUAUCAUCGACAGGUUCAGUGGAAAGGGUGCUGGGUAUAGAAGGUUGUGGGCAAAGGUGGACACCUUGGAGCCAUUGCAGCCAUAUGCAAACCCAAGAAGUACGCCAUAUCCAGUUCCAAAUGAACGGAACAAUGGGUUCAUUUAUGCAAAGAUUCAUGGCGGCUUUGAGAAGAUCAGAACCUCGAUCCCUGACCUGGUUGCUGUGGCAAGGCUUCUAAAUGCUACCCUUGUUAUACCCGAGAUUGUUGACAGCACUCAGUCCAAAGGCAUAAGUUCCAGGUUUAGGAGUUUUUCUUAUCUAUAUGAUGAGAAACAAUUUAUGGCAGCUCUAGCAAGUGAUGUGAUUAUUGUAAGGAACCUGCCACCAAAUCUGCUUGAGGGAAGAAAAAAGAAAUUAUAUCCUGUUUUCAAACCCAAAAGUUCUUCAUCUACCAAAUUUUAUUUGCAAGAAGUUCUUCCAAAACUGAAGAAUGCAAAGGUCAUCGGCUUAGUUGUUGCUGAUGGAGGGUGCUUGCAGUCAACCCUUCCCUCAACUUUGGUUGAGUACCAGCGGCUAAGGUGCCGAGUUGCAUUUCAUGCUCUACAUUUCCGUGCAGAAAUCAUUGAACUUGGUCAUCGAAUAAUAGAAAGGUUGCGUGGCCCUGGUCACCCAUAUCUUGCUUAUAAUCCAGGAUUAAAAAGAGACACUCUUGCAUAUCAUGGAUGUGCAGAACUUUUUCAGGAUUUACACACAGAACUCAUACAAUACCGUCGAGGUCAGAUGAUCAAACAGGGAAUAGUAAAAGAUGAACUAAGUGUAGAUUCGUAUACCCGAAAAAGGAAUGGAUCAUGCCCUCUGAUGCCAGAAGAGGUUGGAAUUCUCCUUCGAGCAUUGGGUUUCCCUGCAAGAACAAGAAUAUAUGUCGCGGGUUCUGAAACCUUUGGUGGCCAAAGAAUUCUGAUCCCUUUCCGAGCAAUGUACCCUAACUCAGUGGAUCGAACUUCUUUAUGCAGUAAAGAUGAACUGGUCAAUAUCAUCGGUCCGGAAACCACUCUUCCCAUUGAUGCAUUUAAAUUCCCACCUCCAAAGAGUGAAAAGCAACAGAAGGAAGAAUGGGACAAGGCCGGCCCUCGUCCUAGGCCACUUCCUCCACCUCCUGACCGACCUAUUUAUCAACACGAGAAAGAAGGUUGGUAUGCAUGGAUUGGUGAAAAGGAUUCCGAACCAGAUCCUUCACCAAUCGAAUUCAGGGAACACGCACACCGUAUGCUAUGGGAUGCUGUUGACUAUAUCGUUUCUUUGGAAGCUGAUGCAUUCUUUCCCGGAUUCGACAAUGAUGGUAGUGGAUGGCCCGAUUUUUCCAGCUUAGUAAUGGGACAUCGGUUGUACAAAGUUGCCUCGAGUAGAACAUAUCGCCCCGACAGGAAAUAUCUUGUCGAACUGUUCAAUACUACGCGAGAACAUCUCUACCAUCCUCCCCGCAACUGGACUCUCGCAAUUCGAGAACAUCUCAACAAGAGCAUGGCGGAAGCUGGAAUCGUGCAAGAGCUUCAACACUCAAAGACAAAGUCAUUUCUUUCCCACCCCCUGCCGGAAUGUUCCUGUACUCUGAAAAUGCCCGAUUCCAUCAAGAAAGGCAGCAAUCUGGAAGCUCUCUACCGGAAACAAGACAAAUGCCCGCCCUCUUUUGAACAAAGCCUCAAAUCUAUCGCCAAAUCUCAAGACACCACUGCUACAGAAGAUACUGAAACUCAAGAAGACGAAAGUGAUGCAGAACUAAUAGAAUCAGACGAAAACAGUCAGGUCGACGUUCCUUCUGGAGAGCAGGACGACGAAAUGGACCCUGACGAUUAGCAUCACUGUACAGACAGAGACUCAGCAGCAGACAGACUAUCUCAGGUUCAGAAUUCACAUGUACAUCGAAUCUUUCCUUUGGCUUUAUAAUCUCGUCUCGUUUGUCAGUUUUGCAGCGCGCCCGACUCUUUCCAACAGGUGCGCUGCAGUUUUUGUAGGCUUGGUUUACCGGAAUCAAUCAUAUACUGUUUCUUCAGCCGAGCACUCGGCUCUCUUACAGCAAGGAUAAUUAUAAAGGCGGCUUCUUUCGCGGUGACUGCUUCGAUCCAGUUAUACUUCAGUUUAGCCAAAUUUUCCUAUAGCAAUUUUUUCAUCCCUUCCGUUGAAACAAACAGGAAUUGUGAAUGCACAUAUAUAUAUUUUUCUGUUACAUUUUGUUGAUUUUUUUUGAGCUUCAUUA